AGAUUUCGUUUGGACUUAGGGAUUUACACGAAUUUGUAAAUAUUUUUUCUUCCGUUUCUGCGAAAAGGUAAAAUUUAAUUUGUUGAUGAUCGUAAAGUUUUAAAGAAUGAGGUUUUUUUUUUAACAAUGCAGAUACGGUUUCAAUAUAAGCAAAAUAACGUUUAGUUGGAAAACUUUGAAUGAGUUAAACUGCCUGAAAUCAGAAGCAUUUGAAAAUUUAGUUUUGAUUCCAACAUUCAUCAUUUCAAGCUUUACUGUAUGAGCUUUUCAUUUUGAUUUUUGAAUUUCAUGCGGCAUAAAAUACGUGACAAAGUUCGGGGUCACGGUUAUCAGCAAAUGAUUGGACAAAUCUUAGUCUCAGGCAACAAUCUGUCCCCAAAAUAUUCCCUUAGGGUUUUAUAAGCCCCAGGGGCUUGUGAUUAGACCUGAUUUUUUGCCAUUGACUUAACCUUAACCGUUUCGUUGUUUAUCGAUUUGUUACCAUCCAACGCUUUAAACUGGAUUGCAAACUAAACUGUAUUUAUUGGAUAAUUGAUAGCACUUAAUGGGACAAUGAACCAUUCAAUCGGACGAAAUGGGUGGCGUGCAUAAUUAGCCAACACCAACAACUUGUUUCCCGUGGUGGACACCAAUGAGCUGCCACGGCUUAACCAGAAUUUCAGUGCACAGAGUUUUGUGUGUGCAAUUAAACCAGUUACAAACGCCGACCAGCUUAGCUUGCUAAAUGGCUGACCGGAUUAGAAAGACAUGGGCCAGCUGCCCGUCGCGCAUGCGCAGUAUCCGUUUGGACUUUAAGUGGAGCAGUUGGCGCGAAAGUGAAAGGAUUACAGCAUGCAGCGUUGGAUUGUUUUUGGAGCCUGCUGUUUCUGGUGGCUUGCAGCUUCCGUCCAGGCCUUGGAGAGUAUUUUUGCUGCAUACAAUCUAGAGCUGGAGUUCCCGUCGCCACAGGAAAGGGAACGAGCUCUGAAGGAGGGCCUUUACGAUCCCGGCAAUGUGAUACCCAUUGACGUGGAUGUGUAUUACAAGCAUGGCGAUGCCACGCCCUCCAUAUUUGUUACGAUACCGCGUUUCGCCAAGGGUGUUCCAUACUCUUUGGCCUACGUCACAAACGAAAUGCGUCCGAACGGAACCCUUCUGCAGGCUUAUCCCAGCUACGAGUGGCACAAAUCUCACGGAGCUGAUUGCAAUGGCUUGACCUCGGUUUACCGCACUCAGAUAGAUGAAUGCGGACGCAUGUGGAUUCUGGACAGCGGUGAAAUCGACUUCAUUCAGCACUGCCCGCCGCAGUUGUACGCCAUUGACUUGGAGAGCGGUAAAGUUGUGCACCAGUACAAGAUGCCCAAGCGGCUGUACAAAGAGGGCGUAAGUCGAUUUGUCACGCCCACCGUGGAGCUGGACCCCCACAAUUGCGACGUGGGCUUCGUGUACAUGGCCGACUCAAUUGGGCAUGGCAUUGUGGUGUACGACGUGGCAGCCCAGCAGUCGUGGCGCAUUGAGAACAAGUUCACGUAUCCCCAUCCAGAUUUCGGCACCUUUACCAUAGCCGGUGAGAGCUUCCAGCUGUGGGAUGGCACUGUAUCCACCACUCUUACGCCGCACGGGUUGGGUGGUCGGCGAAUGAUGUACUUCCAUUCCUUGUCCAGCGAGUGGCAGAUCGCCAUCCCACUGGAUGUGGUCAACAAUGGCAGCAACUGGCGGCUGAACGAUGUAAGUGCCGCCCUGGAUCAGUUCCAGGUGCUGGGAAAGCGAGGAAGCCAGUGCGUGGGAACGGCCAUGAGUGAAUCGGGUUUUCUGAUCUGCGGUUUGGUUCAGCCGGCUAGCAUUCUGGCCUGGAACAUCCGCUCUGCGUACAGCCACCAGAAUCUGGUGAUGUUAGUGGAGGAUGAGCAGCGCUUGCAGUUUUCCAGCGGUCUAAAGAUUGUGCGGAAUCACGAGGGCAAGGAGGAGCUCUGGGUCCUGUCUAAUCGGCUGCAGAAAGCCUUUGGCUCGGGAUUGGAUUUCAAGGAGAUCAACUUUCGCAUACAAAAGUGCGGCGUUCAGGAGUUGCUUAGCGGAAAGCCGUGCAUUUAAAUCUAGUGCUCAAUAAAGCUGAUAAUGAAAUGGAA
This is a messenger RNA of Drosophila ficusphila, 2105 nucleotides long. RefSeq names its product protein yellow (gene yellow-d2). The coding region runs from base 832 to 2070 and encodes 412 amino acids. The transcript is spliced from 2 exons. NCBI's taxonomy places the organism in Eukaryota, Metazoa, Arthropoda, Insecta, Diptera, Drosophilidae. Gene Ontology annotation, cellular component: extracellular region. The record is from RefSeq and is a predicted model, not a curated record.